Molecule: messenger RNA, 1521 nt
Organism: Anopheles marshallii
Lineage: Eukaryota; Metazoa; Arthropoda; Insecta; Diptera; Culicidae
Product: neurogenic locus notch homolog protein 3-like
Exons: 7
Coding region: 1-1521 (506 amino acids)
Source: RefSeq, a predicted model, not a curated record
AUGGUGAACUGUUCUCCAUCAUUCCAGCAUCCGGUGGGUUCCCUGCCAUCGGUGUGUCCUGCCCGGGUCCGGUUACUGCUGGCGCUGCUCGUGUUCGGAAACGUUUGGCUCGCCGCCGUAGGUACGCAACGGACCGUCUAUCGGGCCGGUGACGAAAUUGUGACGAUAACGCGCACAAAAGUCGACCCGUCCACGGCUUCGUCCCCUGGCUACUCGUACUAUACGUACACAGCCGCGAACCCUCAGCCCGAAAUCGUGUACUACACGAACGCGCAAGGUAUCACGACCAGGCAGUAUCAGACCACCUCCGGAUCGGUGGGGUCCGCAACUCGGCGCAUUGCCUACGAUGACGGAACUGCGACGGAAGGGCAAGGAUGUUCGCGCAGUCCGUGUGGUGUAGGCGCCACAUGUCAGGAGACGGCCGGUGGACGGCCAGUUUGUUCCUGCCCCGCCGGCUACAGUGGCAACCCGCUCGUCCAAUGCCGACGGGCGGAAUGUCUCGAUCAUUCGGAAUGCCGUGGCGAUCAGGCCUGCCGUAACGGGAACUGCGUCAACCCGUGUGCGGGCGUAUGCGGCAUCAAUGCCAACUGCGAGGUACGCAACCACGUGCCGGUGUGCAGCUGUCCGCGCGGCCGUACGGGUGAUCCGUUUAGUAGCUGCCGUUUGCAGGACCCCGAGGAACUGUGCCGUCCUAGUCCAUGCGGAUCGAACACCAAGUGUGACGUAAUCAACGGUGUGCCGACCUGUUCCUGUUUGCCAGGAUAUAUCGGUUCUCCACUGUCCGGCUGUCGGCAUGAGUGUGAAUCGGACGUGGAAUGUAGCUCCAACCAGUACUGCAGCCAGUUCAAGUGCGCGAAUGGAUGUAACCAGUGUGGCAAGGGUGCGACCUGUGCCCGGGUGACGAACCAUCGGGCCAUCUGUGAGUGUCCCAAAGGAUACAUCGGCAGCCCGUUCACCGAGUGUCGGCCGGAGUGCUUUGGCGAUCGGGACUGUCCGGCGGGUCGGCCGGCCUGUAUCUAUGGCAUUUGCAAAAAUCCCUGCGAAGGUGCGUGCGGCGUGAAUGCCGACUGUAACCUGCGCGGUUUGACGCCGGUUUGCAGUUGUCCGCGGGAUAUGACGGGCGAUCCGUUUAUCAGCUGUCGUCCGUUCACGAAGGAAGACCUGUGCAGUCCGAAUCCGUGCGGCACGAAUGCUGUCUGUACGCCCGGAUACGAUCGUAGCAACCAGGAGCGGCCUGUAUGCACCUGUCCGGCCGGCUAUACGGGCAACGCACUGACCAGCUGUGUUCGUGGUGAAUGCCAGAGUGAUGCAGAGUGUUCCGAUCAUAAGGCUUGCAUUGCGUACCAGUGUGUGGAUCCUUGCGUUGGACAGUGUGGCGUUGGUGCUCAGUGUCAGGCGAAGCGCCACCUUGCGGUCUGUACCUGUCCGGCGGGAACACAGGGAGAUGCGCUCGUAUCGUGCCGUACCGCCCGUAAUUAUCCAGUGGCCCGAUAUAACAAAAAGCGUAAUGCAGUACCCUAA